AUGGACAUUAUCGAGUUACAACCGGUUCAGCGGUCUGGAAGUCUUGACAACAACAAUCACCAUGCUGAAAAUACCGCCAAGCAACAGGGGACUUCAGAUAAUAGACACAGGCUGACCACCAAUGAUGCAGCAGAGGAAGAAAAGCCCUUGCUUUCUCCUGAAAAGGUUCCUGUUGGUAAUGGCGGGCAGCAUCAUGUUGAUGGAGCAGGGGUCAACCAAGAUUCCAUCUCUCUCAACAUACAGAACAACAUCGGCAACAAGGAAAUGACCAGCAGGGUGCGCAGAAGUCUGUGGAAGGUCCUCUGCCUCAUCUUCCUCAUCGCGCUGGUGAUUGGAGUCUCCGUCAUUGUGUGUUUAGUGAUCCAAGAUGACGUGGAUGAGAAGUACGAUCCAGCCUUGUUCAAGCUGCCGCGACAUUUCAACGGAAGCUUCAGACUGACCAAUCAGAUAUUCACACCAGAGCUGCUAUCCCCAGCGUCCAAUCAGAGUAAGGCCCUGUCCAGCCAACUAAAAGAGAAGUUGUCUGAUCUCUACAGUUUAUCUCCGGCCCUGGGUCGCUACUUCUCCAGUGCUGGAAUCUCUGACUUCAGAAACGGCUCUGUGGUAGCUGACUACUGGCUCCGGUUCCUGAUGCCCCUGAACGAUGCCGAGUUGGAGAAGUUCACUCUGAGUAGAGAGAUGGUGUAUAACGUCUUUAGACAGUCUCUCUAUGACCAAGACCCUGAGCUCAACCACCCACUGUAUAUACACCCGGCUUCACUGGACAUGCAGGGUGAGACACACACACUGGACACGCAGGUUGGCAGUGACUAGUGAGAGCACAAGUGGCGUGCUGUGUUGGUGCCAUAAUCAGGUGGUAUUUGGGGUACGCCUGACUGUCUGUGACGUUGUGUUUCUGUCCUCUACGAUGCUGCAUCCACCCAUAUCUCAGAGGAAGUGGCAUGAGGAUGGGGCCACCACAGCCAGAAAGGGGGAUAUGUUUGCUUUCUAGUGUUUUAAACAAAAAAUGUCUUUCUAUAUUUUCUAUAUUCUAUAUAAGUGGAAUAUCUGAUGGAUACAUAGAACCCAUGGACCAACCCAGACAGACACAUAUAAUGGAAUCCUGUGAGUGGGGAAGUCUGGUGAAACUGGGUCACUAUUACUGUAUCAGCGGCACGUCCAACCUGACAGACUAUGAAAGUGUCCCUUGACCAUUUACAUUUACAUCAUUUAGCAGACGCUCUUAUCCAGAGCGACUUAGAAAUUGGUGCAUUCAACUUAUGAU
Molecule: messenger RNA, 1264 nt
Organism: Coregonus clupeaformis (lake whitefish)
Lineage: Eukaryota; Metazoa; Chordata; Actinopteri; Salmoniformes; Salmonidae
Product: TPA-induced transmembrane protein homolog
Exons: 8
Coding region: 1-813 (270 amino acids)
Source: RefSeq, a predicted model, not a curated record